AAACCUGGGAAAUGAAAUGCAGAUAGUGGUGUGUGUGAGAGUCUCCUUCUUCCCCGGGCACUGUGAACAGAAAUAAUAGGAGAGAGCAGUUUUAAACACAUAUAAGGAAUGGGUCAGCUCGCUCUUCAGAGAGUCUCGCCGUUGCCUUCGCUUCCAAGACGCCUUCCUUCUCUUCCGCCACCGUCUUCCUAUUCUCCGUCUCUCCUUUUUGCAACCGCUUCUCGCCGUCCCCGCCGUCACGGAUUCUACCUCGUCAGAGCAAUGUCAUCCCACAUCGUCGGGUAUCCCCGUAUCGGACCCAAAAGAGAGCUCAAGUUUGCAUUGGAGUCCUUCUGGGACGGGAAAACCGCUGCUAAUGAUUUGCAAACUGUUGCUGCUAACCUGAGAAACUCCAUAUGGAAACACAUGGCUGAUGCAGGGAUCAAGUAUAUCCCCAGCAACACUUUUUCAUACUAUGACCAGAUGUUGGAUACAACAGCGAUGCUUGGUGCUGUUCCGUCUAGAUAUGGUUGGAAAAAUGGUGAGAUUGGGUUUGAUGUUUACUUCUCCAUGGCUAGGGGAAACGAUUCUGUUCCUGCUAUGGAGAUGACCAAGUGGUUUGAUACAAACUACCAUUACAUUGUUCCUGAGUUGGGUCCUGAUGUUGAAUUCUCCUAUGCAUCUCACAAGGCUGUGGAUGAAUUUAAGGAGGCCAAAGCACUUGGCAUUGACACAGUCCCCGUGCUCAUUGGUCCCAUGACCUACUUGCUACUCUCAAAACCAGCAAAGGGUGUUGAUAAAUCUUUCUGCCUUCUUUCUCUGAUUGACAAGAUUCUUCCCAUCUACAAAGAAGUUUUUGAUGAUCUAAAAUCUGCUGGCGCACGAUGGAUUCAGUUCGACGAGCCUAUACUUGUAAUGGAUCUUGACACCAACCAAUUACAAGCAUUUUCGGAUGCCUACUCUCACAUGGAGUCAUCUUUGGCGGGGUUGAAUGUUCUUAUCGCCACAUACUUCGCAGACGUUCCUGCUGAAGCGUACAAGACACUAACCUCGUUGAAGUGUGUAACCGGGUUUGGAUUUGACUUCGUCCGUGGACUGGAGACUCUUGAUUUGAUCAAAGGGGAUUUUCCUCGUGGAAAGCUACUAUUCGCUGGAGUUGUUGAUGGAAGGAACAUUUGGGCCAAUGAUCUUUCUGCUUCACUCAAGACACUACAGUCUCUUGAAGAGAUUGUUGGCAAAGACAAAGUUGUAGUCUCUACUUCGUGCUCUCUGCUCCAUACGGCUGUGGACUUGGUGAAUGAAGUUAAACUUGAUAAAGAACUCAAAUCAUGGCUUGCAUUUGCUGCACAGAAGGUUGUUGAAGUUAAUGCACUUGCUAAAUCAUUCUCUGGAGUUAAGGAUGAGGCAUUGUUUUCUUCUAAUUCCAUGGGACAAGCUUCUAGAAGAUCAUCUCCAAGGGUGACAAAUGCCGCUGUACAGCAGGAUGUUGCUGCAGUGAAGAAAUCUGAUCACCGCCGUUCUACAGAAGUAAGUGCUAGGCUACGAUCCCAGCAGAAGAAGCUGAACCUCCCUGCUCUUCCAACAACUACAAUUGGAUCUUUUCCUCAGACCGCAGAUCUCAGACGAAUACGCAGAGAGUUCAAGGCCAAAAAGAUAUCAGAUAUUGACUAUGUUCAGGCUAUCAAAGUAGAAUUUGAAAAGGUUAUCAAGCUUCAGGAAGAGCUUGGGAUUGAUGUAUUGGUGCAUGGGGAGGCAGAGAGAAACGAUAUGGUGGAGUUUUUUGGUGAGCAGCUGUCUGGCUUUGCGUUCACAUCAAACGGGUGGGUCCAAUCGUACGGUUCCCGCUGUGUCAAGCCACCUAUCAUCUACGGUGAUGUCACACGACCAAAGGCAAUGACUGUCUUCUGGUCGUCAAUGGCGCAGAAGAUGACCCAACAUCCUAUGAAGGGGAUGCUCACUGGCCCUGUUACAAUUCUCAAUUGGUCCUUUGUUAGAAAUGACCAGCCCAGGCAUGAGACGUGUUUUCAAAUUGCACUUGCUAUCAAAGAUGAGGUGGAGGACCUUGAGAAGGCUGGUAUCACUGUGAUUCAGAUUGAUGAAGCUGCAUUAAGAGAGGGGUUGCCGCUGAGGAGGUCCGAGCAAGAGUUUUACCUUGACUGGGCCGUACACGCGUUCAGAAUCACAAACUGUGAUGUGCAAGACACUACUCAGAUACACACUCACAUGUGCUACUCAAAUUUCAACGACAUCAUCCACUCAAUCAUAAACAUGGAUGCUGAUGUGAUCACUAUCGAGAACUCACGUUCAGAUGAGAAGCUCUUAUCAGUCUUCCACGAAGGAGUGAAAUACGGUGCAGGAAUCGGUCCAGGGGUUUAUGACAUCCACUCUCCUCGUAUCCCAUCUGCUGAAGAAAUAGCUGAGCGUAUCAACAAGAUGCUUGCAGUUCUGGACAGCAAAGUCCUUUGGGUGAACCCUGACUGUGGCUUAAAGACGCGGAAGUACUCUGAAGUUAAAUCCGCACUUAGCAACAUGGUUGCUGCUGCCAAGCUAGUCCGCUCUGAGCUGAUAAAGUCUUAAAGCCUUCCCACAAAGAAGUGAAUAAAAGAGGAAGAAGAAAAGGAACCUGGAAGAUCAGCGACAAGGAUCUCGGCGUCUGGUUCAGAGGUCCACCUAGUGGCAGGCUCAAAUUCUUGGUAAACUCUUUCUGUUCCAAAGUUAGCCAUUCCUCUUCUUUUACUUUGGUUUAUAAGUAAUGUGUUUGUGUUGUGAGAGAGCAGAGAAAGAUAUCAAAUGAUUUUAUAGGUGAAGAAGAUUAUUAGACAGCAAAGAGUUUUGUUUGAUUUGGUUUUAGUUUGAAGAAACGAAGGCUAAAUUCUUUGGGUUUUCCAACUUGCUCUUUUCUCUUCUUUGAGUUUUCUUUGUCUUGAAGAUUUUAAUUAUUCUUUGGAUUGAGUUUAAUAUUAAGUAUCUCUUUUUAUUAUUUGCCUGUCGACUAAAUUAGAGUUUCAACAUAUGGGAUAAUUAUUUAUUAUAUUCUAUAUUAUUAUUCUAUGCAUGAAAACAAUAGUUUCUUAUACACAUGCAACGUUGGAGGAUGAUGAAUCCAAACACCAAAAUCACCAAUUGCCUAUUGAAGCCCAAAGAAAAGCCCAACCUUAUGAUCCAUUAGAAGCUUUUACACUAGGGUUAUAGACUCAUAUAUAUAUGUCGUUAACAGUUCUGAAGUUGUAACCAAGGCUGCGUUUCUAGCAGCCAAACCUUCAUCUUUAUGAAUAUCAGUUUUAUAAACA
This is a messenger RNA of Brassica napus (rape), 3269 nucleotides long. RefSeq names its product 5-methyltetrahydropteroyltriglutamate--homocysteine methyltransferase 3, chloroplastic. The record is from RefSeq and is a predicted model, not a curated record. The coding region runs from base 109 to 2556 and encodes 815 amino acids. Gene Ontology annotation, molecular function: 5-methyltetrahydropteroyltriglutamate-homocysteine S-methyltransferase activity; zinc ion binding. The transcript is spliced from 13 exons. Lineage: Eukaryota; Viridiplantae; Streptophyta; Magnoliopsida; Brassicales; Brassicaceae.